CAAACGGCGAUAACGCGAGGGUGACGACGUCAAUAUGAAGUCGACAAUGGGGCUGACAAUACAGUUGUCAUCAUAAUGGUGAUUAUCCUUGUCAUCAUUGCCAUUAUGACAGUAAUAGCAUUGCUGAUAAUUGAAAGUAAUACUGUAAGUCACAAUGUCAAUCACAUGAACACCGGUACGAUUUCCAAACCAUAGUAAGGCACGGAGCAUUGUCACCAUGAAUCGAAGGAUCGCCAGCUAACAAAAAACAUGAACACACUCAAAAGAGAUAAGCGCUGUGAUAGAAGUCGUCCGAUAGAACUACUCGCUUUAGCAGUUCCGUCGCCCUUUCAUCUGCACCGAGCGGCCACACGACCCCGCCGGCCCCCGAGACCAGGAUGCUGUCCCUUCUUAUAACGCUCCUCGCAGGUUCUGCCGUCGCCCUGGAAGUGACUCCCUUAACCAUAAUCGGAAACAAUCUGUUUAUUCACUACGACCUCGGUCCUUCCGAGAACAACAGCGUCCUCCUGUGCACCUACACACUGGGCGAGGGUCAGGCGGUUUCCGGGGUCCUCUGGGAGAUCCUGAAGGAUGAAAGCUCGGCCGGAACCUUCGAGUGGAAGCCCAACGCCCCUGCGACCGCCACAGGUCUCCUGAAGGACUAGGUGAACCUCGAACGCGAUGACAGUGAUCUGGAACUGACCACGCUGACCUAUGAGCUGAGCGCCAACUACAGCUGCACCGUCACUGCCGACGAUGGCACCACGGCGAGUGCUAGGGAUGAAAUACUGAUCGUUGACCCCACCAGCAGCCAGGUGUACGUCAGCGUCGACGACAGCGAGGCCGCCUGCACCGUCCGGGCGUCCGUCAGCUACUACCCCGAGUUCCCUGAGCCGUCCGUGGCCGCAGGGCUCUUCUCGGAGGACCUCGGCGAAUACUCCGAGAAGGUCAGCAACUGGACCGCCGUCCGCCACGCCAACGGCUCUGUCGCCUUUUCCUUUAGGGAUCGCGUCUUCAAGGUCGGCGCCGACACUCCGCCCGACGCGCGAUUCCAGAGCGAGAUCGGCGUCACCAAGUCCGACGGGACGUACUUGGGCCAGUCUAUAGUGAGCUUCCACUUCGAUUUCAGACGGAGCUGCAGUUUCCUUACCCUUGGAGCGAACCAGACGGUGAGCUACAACGCUGACAACAGAACGUGUUUCGGACAACCGUACUCAUCCGGGAGCCAAGCCCUGGAGGCGAAGGUACAGUGCGUGGACGGCUACAUCGCCAGUAGGAACGUGACCUCCAUAACGCUGACCUGCGAGGUGCUGAGCGCGACCGAUUACCGCUGGAUCCCCGGGGCCGAGGGCCUUCUGCCGGAGGACCUUCUCUGCGAACCGGAAUCAGCUGGCGGAUCAGCCUCAAGAGUCGCCGUCUGCCACGCUCUUCUGACGGCGACGCUGCUGCUCUGCCUCCGCGGCCACUGAAGGAGAAAGAUUUUUCCUGAAGCCUUCAUACUCCAUCUAAACAGAAUUUUCAGUACAUUUCUUUGCGUUAUCUUCUGUUGGGCCUAUCAUGGGAUUGCGAUAUAUUAAAGCGUUUAUGAUUAACGAAAUACCAUUUUUGUAUGAAACUGGUUACGUCAGAGAGAAAUGUAAAAUAGAUAGAUAGAUAGAUGUGUAUAUAUAGAGAUAGGUAUACAUGUGUGUAUAUAUAUAUAGGUAAAUAGAUUGAUGGUGUGUAUAUAUAUACAGAUAGAUAGAUUGAGAGAUAGAUAGAUACUAGCUGGCCCAAGUCUCAGUUUCUGGUGAUUUUCUUUUUUUCUGAAAGCGUAUCUGGCAGCUGCUUAUUUUUCCGUAUCAUUAUUGUUCUCUAUUUUAUUUUAUUUCAUAUUUUAAAUAUUGCCAUUGAUCAUCAUUUUUGUUAUCAUUUAAGAAACAGAUGUUCAUGAUUUGCACAGGAAAAGAGCGAGAAAGCAACACACGCACUGAUUUAGGAGGGAUAAUUAACUAUAAUUUACUGAAAAUACAUACGGAAAUAUGAACAAUAUGUGAAACAGAUUUUCGUUCAUUUUAGAGAUAACAUUUUUAAAAUGAUUAAUGUAUUUUUGUUUUAAAAAAUGUGUAAGGAAGAUAACAUUUAUCUUUCCUUGUCAAUUACUCUAAAAAAAUUAUACUCAUCACGAAGCAUUGUCAGGAUUAUGAUGAAAAUGUGAGAGCGUUUCUGAACAAUGAAAUGCCUCGGAAGCGAAAGUCAUGCCGAUGAUUAUGAUGACGUCACGCGCGCACUAAGCCACGAGAUCAACUGAGUGUUUUUGGACAGAAAUAACCACAACAAACAAUUAAUGACUAUUUGCACUCUAUAAUGCCAUCGUUUCACACUGAGUACUGCGUUUAAUGUCAUUUCGGUAUAUUUGCGGCAGGAAAGUAAACUUCAUAUAGACUAGUUUUAUUUCUGUAUACUAAAUGAAUAGAUAAAUAAAGACAUGCAUUGUU
Penaeus monodon (black tiger shrimp) is the source of this 2456-nucleotide messenger RNA. RefSeq lists its product as uncharacterized. The record is from RefSeq and is a predicted model, not a curated record. Lineage: Eukaryota; Metazoa; Arthropoda; Malacostraca; Decapoda; Penaeidae. The transcript has 8 exons.